AUGGUAGCGGUCGGUUCGCUGUUCGUUUUCCUGGCGUUGGUCGCGUUCGGCGUUUCGUCGAUGGUCGGCAGAGAAGGGCAGCGACUGUCAAGAGGUGAGCACUUUGAAUGUGUUUUUGAGAGCGGCUGUCUCAAAACAAGCAUAAUUUGAGGACAUGUUCCCAGACUUCACGAAUUUUCUUUUCAAAGUCAUGUAGUAAAAGAAAGUUGUUUAAUAUUCGCUAUGCACUUUUACGACACAAUCCCUGUAAUUGCGAAAGGCGGCAAGGAAUUUCAUAUGCAGUGGGAGACCUGAUCCAGUGGCAAAAAACGUACCAUUUCGCAUCCGGAAGUAUCAAAAAUGUGGCAAAAUGCUUCCCUCUCCAAGUGAAAAAAUUUCGUUUUGAAUGGUGCGCCCUUUUUCCUCACAAAAAGAGCGGGCGCGCUUUUGAAAUCUGAGGUUUUUUUCAAGAGAGGGAGGUAUUUUGCCACAUUUUUUGAUUCUUCCUGGAAGCAAAAUGGUACGUUUUUGCCAUUGGAUCAGGUCUCCCACUGUAUGAGAUUUAAGGAAAAAAUAGCAUGACUUUGCACUUAAAGUAAUGGCAAAAUUACCGUCCUAAAGGCAGUUUAAGGAUAUAAAUAUUUUUCCAGGCCAUGGCCACAGAAACGCCCGAUCCAUUUACGGGGGCAGCUUCGCAUCUCCCCGCUCUCUCAACACCAUGCUGAAACAACCAAUCUUGUCGUUCGGCUCGUGGCGCUCAAAGCGCGAACUACCGGUCGAAACCCCGGAGGCCACGAAUUUCGAGGAGCAAAAAGAGGAGGUUUUAGAGACAAUCGACAAACUUCUACUCAACGAACUCAAAAAAGAAGUCAACGAUGACGCGGAGAUCAUCGUUGGCGACAAUGUGCAAGAAAAUCCCGUCCGACCAAGCCGACUGUGGCGACAAUUUGGCAAAUUCGCGAUCGUUGUGCAACUGUAG
This is a messenger RNA of Bursaphelenchus xylophilus (pine wood nematode), 958 nucleotides long. Lineage: Eukaryota; Metazoa; Nematoda; Chromadorea; Rhabditida; Aphelenchoididae. The record is from the annotation of a GenBank genome assembly.